This is a messenger RNA of Pipra filicauda (Wire-tailed manakin), 3098 nucleotides long. It is a transcript of the gene ZC3H15, whose product is annotated as zinc finger CCCH-type containing 15. Gene Ontology annotation, biological process: cytoplasmic translation. The record is from RefSeq and is a predicted model, not a curated record. Lineage: Eukaryota; Metazoa; Chordata; Aves; Passeriformes; Pipridae. The coding region runs from base 122 to 1414 and encodes 430 amino acids. Gene Ontology annotation, cellular component: cytosol. The transcript has 10 exons. Gene Ontology annotation, molecular function: metal ion binding; mRNA binding.
CCCCGGCGGCGGCGGCGCUGCCCGGCCCGGCCUGGUCCCGGCUCCGAGCCACUCCCGGCCUCUUCCCGAGCCGUUCCCGGCCUCUUCCCGCAGUCCCCAGCGGGAGCCGCCCCGCCCCGCCAUGCCCCCCAAGAAGCAGCAGCAGCCGGCGGGGGGCAGCAAGAAGGCGGACCAGAAGAAGAAGGAGAAGAUCAUCGAGGACAAAACGUUUGGCCUAAAGAAUAAAAAAGGUGCAAAGCAGCAGAAGUUUAUCAAGGCUGUGACUCACCAGGUGAAGUUUGGUCAGCAAAAUCCCCGUCAGGCUGCUCAAACAGAAAGUGAGAAGAAAUUAAAAAAAGAAGACAAGAAGAAGGAAUUACAAGAAUUAAAUGAGCUCUUCAAGCCUGUGGUUGCUGCACAGAAAAUUAGCAAAGGUGCUGACCCCAAAUCUGUAGUUUGUGCUUUCUUCAAGCAAGGACAGUGCACUAAAGGAGACAAGUGCAAGUUUUCUCAUGAUUUGUCUUUGGAAAGGAAGUGUGAAAAACGGAGUGUCUACAUUGAUGCCAGAGAUGAAGACCUUGAAAAAGAUACAAUGGACAACUGGGAUGAGAAGAAGCUGGAAGAAGUGGUGAACAAGAAGCAUGGUGAGGCGGAAAAGAAAAAACCCAAAACUCAAAUAGUCUGCAAAUAUUUCCUUGAUGCUAUUGAAAACAACAAAUACGGGUGGUUUUGGGUCUGUCCAGGAGGAGGAGACAACUGUAUGUAUCGCCAUGCUCUGCCUCCGGGCUUUGUAUUAAAGAAAGACAAAAAGAAGGAGGAAAAGCAAGAUGAAAUUUCCUUAGAAGACCUAAUAGAAAAAGAGCGUGCUGCCUUAGGACCAAAUGUUACCAAAAUUACUCUAGAGUGUUUUAUUGCAUGGAAGAGAAGAAAAAGACAAGAAAAAAUUGAUAAGGCUGAGCAAGAUAUGGAGAGGAGGAAAGCAGAUUUUAAAGCUGGCAAAGCAUUGGUGAUUAGUGGACGUGAAGUAUUUGAGUUCCGGCCAGAGCUGGUUGAUGCAGACGAUGAAGAAGCAGAUGACACCCAUUAUGUUCAAGGAGCAGGAGAUGAUGAUGAGAUGGAAGACCCUGUGUGCAUAAAUGAUGUGGAUUUGAACCUGUAUGUCCCCAAGGCAGUGGAGGAGACUGGUAUUACAGUGGCUAGUCCUGAGCGAUUCAGCACGUACACUUCAGUAGAAAAAGAUGAUAAUAAAUUAAGUGAAGCUUCUGGUGGUGAUAUAAACAGCAGCGAGCAAAAUGAUUUAGAGGAAGAUAAUGAUGGAGAUGGGGAAUUGGAAAAUGGAGUAAUUGAUGCUGUUCCAGUUGAUGAAAAUCUGUUUACUGGAGAGGACUUGGAUGAACUAGAAGAAGAACUAAACACUCUUGAUUUAGAAGAAUGAACUAAAAAGCUCAAGUGAGGAAUUAAAUCUAUGUGACAAAGUGAAAACUGACUACAUUUUUUCUCCUUUUUGAAUAGAAUUCUUAAACAAGAUGUUUUUGGUUAUGCAGCUGAAUAUGAUGGGCACGUGGUAUCCCAGGAAUGUUUUCCUUCAAUCUCAUCUACUCCAGUCUUGACUAUGCUCACAGUAAAACUUUCAGAGUAGGUCAGAAUUACUCGACAGCUGAAUUUGCAGACAGUGAGAUUAGAACUUUCAACUAAAAGUAAGAAGUGUAACUGCUUUGCCAGUAUGCAAGUGGGCAAUUUGACACCAGGUACAGUAUAAAAAUCCAAGUAUUCAUUCUUCACAGAAAUUGCAUUUUUAUUAGUGAUUGGUGUUGAUUUAGAAACUGCCUGAAGUGGUUUUUAGGCAGGACACUCUAAUGGAGCUGAUGCAGAUUAUGCUUCUUUAAGUGGUGAUUAGCUUUACUUGAUCAGCUGGAUACUGAAGAUUGUCAACUGAUAGAUCAUACAAUACAAUGUGGUGCCCUCUGUUUAAAAUAUUUUAAACUUUCUCACCACCUUUUGCCAAUAAAUCUGUAAAUAAAAACUAUCAACUUUAAAAUACCUGUGUUGAUUUUUCUCUGCUGAGUUAGGAUAUCAAACCAAACCGUUAAGAACUGGAUUUUCUAAUAGAGUGGUAAAUGUUUUUCUCUGCAGUCUUGAUACAGAAGUGAUGAUGUUGGCUUCAGUUAAAUUUGGACUACCUGUAAUUACAAUUUUUUUGCUUACACUUGAUGCAGUGUAAAAUUCAGCAGCCAGCUUUUCUCCCUUCCUGUUCUUCCUUCCUGCCCACCCGUGUACUGAUGUGAUACCUGCUGUGCAUCACUCCCUGCCAUUCCAGCCUCGUCCUUUCCCCACUGUCUUUUGUAGACUGGUGAAGACUCCAGGGAUGUUGAGGUGCAGACAAUGCCUGGCUUGCCUUUGGAGCGCUGGAAAUAGCAGGAGGUUGUGCAGGGCUGAGUUACCUGAGGGCAGAGCAGUGCUGUCAGGCUGCCAUCCACUCAGUGUGUCCUUUCCCAAAGGAUUGAGGCCCUGCCAUAAAGGUUUCUCAGUGGUGGUGCUUUCACAGGCUGUGUCUCCUUGCCAUAAUACCAGUAAUAUCUGCAACAAUAUUGCUGUACUGAAGAUACCAUUGAUAUCAAUUUUUCUAAAGCCUUUUAAGUGCUACUUAAAGACCAUUAAGAGUCGAGGUGUUGUUAGUGAGCUCUCCCGAACUGCUCUUGGGUGGGAAUAUUGGCUUCAUAAUGGUUAUUUCUGGCACUGCUGAAUUGACUCUUGUACCCUGAAUGCUAUUUCUAAAUUAGCUGACUUAGACUUUUUUUUGCCCUUUUUGGGAUCUUUGUGGAAUUCGUUUUCUCCUGUAGGAACAAGAAGCAGUACUUGGGAGAAAGAGGCCUGCAGAACUUGACUUCUAAAUGUAAGUGUUUAAGGAAAAGCUAAAUAUCGGAUGGAACUAUUUAUUUAUGCAGAUUUUCCUCCCCGUGGCCAUAAAUAAACAGUGUUGAUGGAUUGUUGUAUUAUACUGGCCAGCAAUAAGAUACCUGGCUAUUGGGACACUUAAGAAUGCAAUUCAUUUGAAUGUAUGUUGCAUAAUUUUUCAAAGUUGUAUAUUUUAAAUGGGAAUAAAAGUAAUUUAAUCAUUA